Molecule: messenger RNA, 1782 nt
Organism: Aspergillus fumigatus Af293
Lineage: Eukaryota; Fungi; Ascomycota; Eurotiomycetes; Eurotiales; Aspergillaceae
Product: putative flavin-containing monooxygenase
Molecular function (GO): monooxygenase activity; flavin adenine dinucleotide binding
Source: RefSeq, a predicted model, not a curated record
AUGACGCAAAAGAGAAGCAAAGACAUUCUUCCUAGCUUACUUGAUGCACUUCCAUCUGCAAUAAUCCCUGACGAUGUCGACGUUGCAUCCAUUGCCAGUUCCUUUGCUAACUCUCUUGCGCGCUUGUCAGCAUCCGAUUUUGCCGAGGUCGCUAUCUGGCGAGAUUGUUUCGCAUUGACUGGAACUCCUCGGACAGUUUCCGAGGUCUAUCGCAACCGGUGUUUGGCGCGACGAGCCCAAUUGUUCAUCGUACAAGCAGACGAAGCACAUGUUGUGCGUAUUAGCCCAUCGUGUAGCUGGAUCGACGUUCCUUUCCGCUUCGAAGCCAAUGCCAGCCCUGCGGCAUGUUGUUCUGGUGUGCUCUCCUUGAUCCCAUCGGGCGAAAAUGGCGAUUACAGAAUCUGGAUGUUGCAGACUUUGCUGGAUCGAUUUAGGGAGUAUCCUAGUGUCGACACGCUUGAUACAACGACUCAACGCCCCUCUGUGGGUGAUUCCAUGACUGACUUUGACUGUCUAAUCGUAGGGGCUGGUCAUUCCGGCCUCAAUGUGGCCGGCCGGCUGAAAGCACUAGGGGCGUCUUAUCUCGUAAUAGACAAGAACCCACGUGUGGGCGACAACUGGCGUCUUCGAUAUGACUCUGCAAAAUUACACACGAUCCGCGACUAUUCCCAUCUGCCUUUUGAACGAAACUUCGCCCAUAUCGACCAUGAGUGGUUGACUAAAGAUGAUCUCGCGGAAGGGUUCGCCGCAUGGGCUGAGAAGUACAGGAUACGUAUAUGGACACGCAGCGAGCUACAAUCCGGUACGUGGGACGACUCGCACGCACAAUGGACCUUGAAGGUCAGACAGACCACAGCAGGUUCCGAACUCAUCAAAAUCCUUACGUGUCGCCAUGUUGUACUUGCCACUGGUGGACCGUGCAAUAAACCACACAAGCCUUUCUAUCCUGGGGAAGAGAGAUUCAAGGGAGUUGUCCAGCAUUCGGCGAGAUAUCAUAACGCGCGGAACUGGAAAGGUCAGCGAGGUGUCGUGGUUGGAACGGCCAACACUGCCCAUGAUGUCGCUGAAGAUAUGCUUGACGCUGGAAUGGCAUCCGUGACUAUGGUCCAACGCAGUCGGACAUAUGUACUUCCUCAGGAGUACUUGACCAAAGUCUGGAAACAAAUCCUGAAUGACCAUACACCACUCGAGACAUCCGAUCGUACACUCUUCGCGCGGCCAUUAGCAGUAAGCCGCCUUAUCACCAUGGCUGCCUUGAACUCCCAAGCAGAGGCUGAGCCUGAGCGGUUCGCAGCACUGGAGCGAGCUGGCUUCCGGACGGAACGCUACGGAGACCUCAUUUCGCUUCUCAGCGAGCGCUUCGGAGGCCAUUACCUGGAUACUGGUGCUUCUGCAAAGAUAGGGCAGGGCUUGAUCAAGGUCAAGUCCGACAGCCGCCUCGUGUCGUACGCUGAAGAUGGUCUCCUAUUCGAGGAUGGAACCCAUUUGCCGGCCGAUGUAGUUAUCUAUGCCACCGGGUAUACAGGAAGCCUCCGCGACUCGGUGCGAGAAUACUUCGGUGAAGGAAUCUAUGCGCAGGUGGAGGAUUACUGGGGCAUUAACCAAGAAGGCGAGCUCAAAGGCGCUUAUGUACCUACCGGACAUCCCGGCCUGUGGUAUAUGGGAGGAGGAAUGGGCCAGGCUCGGUUUUUUGCUCGCUUCGUGGCGCUGCAAAUCCUGGCGCAUCUGCUUGGAAAUCCAUUGCCAGUAUACUCUAAGACACCAGUUGUUGAGGGAGGUUGA